This is a messenger RNA of Haliotis rufescens (red abalone), 1473 nucleotides long. Its product is annotated as ice-structuring glycoprotein-like. Bases 1 to 1473 code for a protein of 490 amino acids. The record is from RefSeq and is a predicted model, not a curated record. Lineage: Eukaryota; Metazoa; Mollusca; Gastropoda; Lepetellida; Haliotidae. The transcript has 2 exons.
AUGGAGAUCGGUAGUCAAGGGGAGAAGAUGACGGUAAAUAUGGCCAGAAUAAUAAUGGAGAUCGGUAGUCAAGGGGAGAAGAUGACGGUAAAUAUGGCCAGAAGAAUAAUGGAGAUCGGUAGUCAAGGGGAGAAGAAGACGGUAAAUAUGGCCAGAAGAAUAAUGGAGAUCGGUAGUCAAGGGGGAAAGAUGACGGUGAAUAUGGCCAGAAGAAUAAUGGAGAUCGGUAGUCAAGAGGAGAAGAUGACGGUAAAUAUGGCCAGAAGAAUAAUGGAGAUCGGUAGUCAAGGGGAAAAGAUGACGGCUGCACCCACUCUGUAUCCGCUGCGCCCCCUCAGUACCCGCUGCACUCCCUCUGUACUCGCUGCACCCCCUCUGUACUCGCUGCACCCCUCUGUACUCGCUGCACCACCUCUGUACCCGCUUCACCUAUCUGUACUCGCUGCACACCCUCUGUACUCGCUGCACCUAUCUGUACUCGCUGCACCCCCUCUGUACUCGCUGCACCCCUCUGUACUUGCUGCACCCCCUCUGUACUCGCUGCACCCCCUCUGUACUAGCUGCACCCCUCUGUACUCGCUGCACCACCUCUGUACCCGCUUCACCUAUCUGUACUCGCUGCACACCCUCUGUACUCGCUGCACCUAUCUGUACUCGCUGCACCCCCUCUGUACUCGCUGCACCCCUCUGUACUUGCUGCACCCCCUCUGUACUCGCUGCACCCCCUCUGUACUCGCUGCACCCCCUCUGUACUCGCUGCACCCCUCUGCACCCGCUGCACACCCUCUGUACCCGCUGCACACCCUCUGUACCCGCUGCACCCCCUCUGUACUCGCUGCACCCCCUCUGUACUUGCUGCACCCCUCUGCACCCGCUGCACACCCUCUGUACCCGCUGCACACCCUCUGUACCCGCUGCACCCCCUCUGUACUUGCUGCACCCCUCUGCACCCGCUGCACACCCUCUGUACUCGCUGCACCCCUCUGCACCCGCUGCACACCCUCUGUACUCGCUGCACCCCUCUGCACCCGCUGCACACCCUUUAUACCCGCUGCACACCCUCUGUACUCGCUGCACACCCUUUAUACCCGCUGCACCCCAUCUGUACCCGCUGCACACCCUUUAUACCCGCUGCACACCCUCUGUACCCGCUGCACACCCUUUAUACCCGCUGCACACCCUCUGUACCCGCUGCACACCCUUUAUACCCGCUGCACACCCUCUGUACCCGCUGCACACCCUUUAUACACGCUGCACACCCUCUGUACACGCUGCACACUUUUUGUACCCGCUGCACCCCCUCUGUACCCGCUGCACACCCUUUAUACCCGCUGCACACCCUCUGUACCCGCUGCACACCCUUUAUACACGCUGCACACCCUCUGUACACGCUGCACACUUUUUGUACCCGCUGCACCCCCUCUGUACCCGCUGCAACCCUCUGUACCCGUCAGUCUGUAUGUUUUACGAUAA